Molecule: messenger RNA, 2248 nt
Organism: Pelobates fuscus (common spadefoot toad)
Lineage: Eukaryota; Metazoa; Chordata; Amphibia; Anura; Pelobatidae
Gene: WSB1
Product: WD repeat and SOCS box containing 1
Exons: 9
Coding region: 162-1430 (422 amino acids)
Biological process (GO): intracellular signal transduction; protein polyubiquitination
Molecular function (GO): protein binding
Source: RefSeq, a predicted model, not a curated record
CUCAGUUAUCGGCGGACGUUGUAGAAGGCGGUGGCUUGGAGAGCUGUCGUUGCUAGAAGACGGGUAUUGUCUGUAAUCGGGCUUUGUUUUCACUUUCUUUGAAAUCGCAAGAUAACCCCUUCCUAGAGAACUUCUACCCGAGACGUCUGGUUUCUAUUUAGAUGGCAAGCUUUCCCGAUUUUGUAAACGAAAAUGAAAUAGCAAGAUCACGGACCAUCGGGGAACUCAUAACACCGACUUCUCCAUUUGAGCAGAAGUAUGGCCGUGAAAACUGGACAGUGGCUUUCGCUCCAGAUGGCUCUUAUUUUGCUUGGUCUCAGGGUCACCGUAUUGUGAAACUGGUUCCCUGGUCUCAGUGCCUUAAAACUUUUACUACUUGCAGCACAAAGAAUAGUGUCAACUUGUCAAACACAAAGUUAUCCAGGCAAGACAGUGAUGUUGGUCAGAAAAAUAAGCCACGUGAGCAUACUAUAGAUUGUGGAGACAUUGUCUGGAGCUUAGCUUUUGGGUCAUCUGUGCCAGAAAAGCAAAGUCGUUGUGUGAAUAUAGAAUGGCACCGUUUCAAGUUUGGUCAAGAUCAGCUUCUGCUGGCAACAGGACUGAGCAAUGGACGCAUCAAAAUAUGGGAUGUUUACACAGGAAGGCUCCUCCUUAAUCUAAUGGAUCAUACUGAAAUUGUUAGAGAUUUAACUUUUGCCCCGGAUGGUAGCCUUAUACUUGUUUCUGCUUCAAGAGACAAAACUCUCAGGGUCUGGGAUCUCAAGGACGAUGGCAACAUGAUGAAAGUAUUAAGAGGGCACCAACACUGGGUUUAUUGCUGUGCAUUCUCGCCGGAUUCCUCUAUUUUAUGCUCUGUUGGAGCUGGAAAAGCUGUGUUCUUGUGGGAUAUGGAUAAAUACACCAUGAUCCGCAAAUUAGAAGGGCACAACAAUGAUGUUGUAGCUUGUGAGUUUUCUCCUGAUGGAGCUCUGCUUGCUACGGCUUCCUAUGAUACCAGAGUUUAUAUCUGGGAUCCCCAUAUUGGGUCACUACUUAUCGAAUUUGGGCACUUAUUCCCGCCACCUUCACCCAUAUUUGCCGGGGGUGAUAAUGGCCGUUGGGUGAGAUCUGUUGCAUUCAGUCAUGAUGGGUUACACAUUGCUAGUCUUGCUGACGACAAGUUGGUGAGAUUCUGGCGAAUCGACAGCUCUCAUCCUGUAGAGGUUGCACCUCUGAAUAAAGGACUUUGCUGUGCCUUUUCUACUGAUGGCAGUGUUCUAGCUGCUGGAACUCAGGAUGGAAAUGUGCAUUUCUGGGCAACUCCCAAGUAUGUUUCCAGCCUUCAGCACUUAUCUCGUAUGGCAAUAAGAAGAGUGAUGACUACAAAUCAAGUUAAGAAGCUGCCUCUCCCUCCAAAAAUCAUGGAGUUUCUUUCUUACCAAAUGAUGUAGGGAAUAUUUUUUUAAAAAUUUUUUUUUUCCUCCCCUUUUACAUCUGAACCGGAUGAUGCAUUACAAGCUUUAUGCUUUAAAUGUUACAAGUUAUCUGAGUAUUUAAAGUACAGUAUUUAAACAAUGAUGCAUUUCUGAUUUUUGUUUAGAGCUUUAAAUCUGGAGUUCUUUAUUCUUGAAAGGUGGAAUUGGAGUUUGGACAGCGACUAUCUGUAUAACUGUGAAAUUGUAAAUACAUGUGUAAGCUGCUAUGUGUAUUGCAUAAUAUAUAGAUCUUGUAUGUAUGGCUUCUUCAGAAUCCUUGCUUCAGAUUUGGAUGUGAUCAAUCAGUGUAUGCAGGGUCUCAAAAUUGCAUACAGUUUGUAUGGGGCACAGGGUUUUACUGAGGAAUGAAUUCACAACUUUUCUGCAUAUUUCCCACCACUGUUUUGAAAACCAAUGUAGCAGGAGAUGGAGAGGGUGGAAUUUAAAACAAUUUUUUUUUUUGUUGUUUUUUUUGGACCAUUGUAGCAAAUUGUGAACCUGGUUUUUAAAGUGGCAUAUGAAAGUGUUUGUGUGUUUUUUUUUUUUUUUUUUUUUAAUAAUUAUUAAAUGUCCAAAAGUUAAACUGUAUUGCAACUCUGUAAGACCCUGCAAUAUCUUCUGUAGGAGCUAAUUUUGGUUAGCAACCAAAGACAAGCAAAGUGUUGCCUUCUGCUGUUUGCACUUGCAGAUUUAACGAAUGUAUGCAGUGCAUCAAUUUCUGAUCAUAUAUUUUUGUUGAAUUUUGCUAAAAGGUCUAUAAAUAAAACUUUUUGGUUUUUUCCUUUCUUUUCUAA